AUGCAUCACUGCAACGAGGUCCUCAACAUCUCCGCCAAGCUUAGCGGCAUCGGUGCGAAGAUGGAAGACGAAGACGUUGCAAUUUGUCUGCUACUCAGUCUUCCGAAGAGCUACGAAAAUGUGGUGCUCAACAUGGAAAUGAGCAGCACCGAGCUUCGCACUCAAGAUGUGGUGAGAGUCCUGACGAAUGAGCAUGCCAAGCGUCAAGGAGAAAAAGGGACAACGACAGCGACUACGGUGAAGGCUGAAGAUGCAAGCAAGGCAUUCAGCGCCGAGCGUGAGCCCUACCAAUGCACGUAUUGUGGCAAGGUGGGACACACGGUGGAUCGUUGCUGGACAAAGCAGAAGAACGAAGGCAAUGGCUACGAUCGAGUGGCGUUUGCAGUCUCGUUCGAAUGUGGAGUUUCGACGAGCAAGGACGUGUCUGGAAUGUGGGCCGUCGACAGUGGUGCAACGCACCACAUUUGCCACGACAAGACCAAGUUCGCAAGUUUGGCAGAGCGCAAUGAGGGCGAACUCUUGGUGGCUGAUGGCAACAAGGUGGCCAUCAAGGGUGUGGGAACCAUCAUGGAAAAGGUGGUUCUGCCCAACGGUGAAGAGCGUGAGAUCGAAAUCAAGAACGCGCUAUAUGUUCCAAGUAUGAGCAAGAACCUGCUCUCGGUGCCACAGAUUAACAGCCAUGGCAAGUUUCAAGUCGUGUUUGACGGGUCCAAGAUGUAUGUGACUCUCAAGAACUCACAGCAAGUGGUGGCGACAGCGGAUCUCGUGGAUGGACUCUACUGGCUUCGGACGACUCAACGAUCAGCGAAUGUGACAACAAGUGGAACCAGUUGUGCCGAUCUACAUGCGAGAAUGGGUCAUGCUACAGUCGACGUGCUUCGCAAGAUGGUCUCCAACAACAUGAUCAAAGAUGUGGGAGUGCCUCUCAAGUCAAGUGGAUCAGGUACAUGUCGAGGAUGUCAGCAAGGGAAAAUGGUCCAAAACCCAUUCCCAAGCAAUCGUGACAAGCGAAGUUACGACACGUUUGAGCUACUUCAUCUGGACAUCUGCGGGCCCAUGGAAAAGGAUUCGCUCGGUGGCAGCAAAUAUUUGCUGCUGAUCAUCGACGAAGCCAGUGGAUGCAUGAAGGGCUUUUGUCUACGAGUGAAGUCCGAGAGUGAAGACUACAUCCGGAAAUAUAUCACCAUGGUACAGACGCAAUUCUGUAAGAAGGUCAAGUUCGUGCGACACGACGGAGCUCGCGAGUUUGCAACCAACUCGCUUCAACUGUUCUACGAAGACGAAGGCAUUGAACAGCAGACAACGGUGCCGUAUGCACAUCAAACAAACGGAACAGCAGAGCGUGCCAUUAGGACUAUUGUCACGAUCGGUCGCAGCAUGCUUCAUCAUGCCAAACUGGACAAGUGUUUCUGGGCCGAAGCAGCGAUGACGGCCAUCUACGUCAAGAAUCGACUGCCGUCACCUAAAGUCGUGCACAAGACCCCGUUUGAGAUCGUCUACAACUUGAAACCAAGCGUCAAGCACAUGCGAACAUUCGGGUGUCAGACAUACAUACUGACGCCUAAAGAGAAUCGACUCAAGUGGGAUCCAAAGGCUCGCGCUGGCAUAUUCGUGGGCUACGAAGAAUUUUCGAAGGCAUAUCGUGUUUAUGACAUCGAGGCGGGGCAGGUGGUUAUCAGCCGCGAUGUCAACUUCGACGAGUCCACCUUUGGACUUCAACUGCCGAUCACUGAUGAAGAUGUCGAUGACCUGGACUUCGAAUUGCUGGAUCUUGAUGACGAAGAGCUGCGUCAAAUGGAGUACAAGCAAACAGGCAAGCGCAAGAACCGACUCAAUGAUGAAGAUACAGCAGCUCCACGACCGCGUGCAGUGCGUCAACGACCAGGACUAGAAGAGUCAAGCGCGCCGGAAAACAACUCGUCACGACAAGAAGAAGACGAAGAAACGAAGGAUUCUGGUGAUUCAACACCGCCUGUGUUUUGGCGUGCGAGUGCAAAUGCCGUUGAAGCAGCAGUGGACUUAUCAGAACCCUCAACAUUUGAAGCAGCAGUAAGCGGCCCUGACCAAGUGCACUGGAGAAAAGCAAUUCAUGCAGAGCUCGAGUCAAUGCGACUUCGCGGUGUGUUUCGUGCAGCCAAGCUGCCCAACGGACAACGCGCCAUUGGCACAAAAUGGGUGUUCAAGACCAAGCGCUUUGGCAUGGAUGAUUGCAAGGCAGUAGCAAGUCCAGUCGACAUGAGCUCUCGACUUGUUUCAAGUGAUGCAACUACCAAGGUCGAUGCUCCUUUUCGCGAAGCUGUUGGUGCGUUGAUGCACCUGACCACUGCAACGCGUCCGGACAUUGCGUUUGCUGUGGGCUAUGUGUCGCGGUUCAUGGAAAAUCCCCAAGAAGAACACUGGGUUGCAGUUAAGCGUAUCUUUCGCUACCUACAAGGCACCAAGACGCAUGGAAUUUGCUACAAGCCAAGUGCAAGGAUCGACUUCCGUGGAUAUUCGGAUGCGGAUUGGGCUGGUGAUCUUACCGAUCGCAAGUCAACAUCGGGGUACACGUUCAUGCUACUCGGUGCGCCAGUCAGUUGGGGCAGCAAGAAGCAGCCAAGUGUUUCGUUGUCCACGAGUGAAGCCGAAUACAUCGCACUCAGCUUGGCGAUUCAAGAGGGCAAGUGGAUUCAUCGUCUGCUUUGUGAGAUCGUGAUGGCUGCCAAUGAAGAAGGACCGGAACUCAUGAUCCAUGAAGACAAUCAGUCGUGUAUCAAGAUGACGAAGAACCCAGUCAACCACGGCCGUGCCAAGCACAUUGAUAUCAAGUACCAUCACAUCCGUGAUGAGGUCAAGCGCGGUGAAGUGAAGCUCAAGUACUGUGAAACUGCGGUGAUGUUAGCGGACAUCAUGACGAAGGGACUUCACGGGCCACGCCACAAGGAGAUGACGGCGACUCUCGGGAUUCGUGAGCAUUCGGAUUGA
Peronospora matthiolae is the source of this 2964-nucleotide messenger RNA. The record is from the annotation of a GenBank genome assembly. NCBI's taxonomy places the organism in Eukaryota, Oomycota, Peronosporomycetes, Peronosporales, Peronosporaceae.